Messenger RNA from Effrenium voratum, 1901 nucleotides. Lineage: Eukaryota; Dinophyceae; Suessiales; Symbiodiniaceae. The record is from the annotation of a GenBank genome assembly.
GGAGGACCUAGUCUAGUUCGAAACAACUCCACGCUGAUUUUGGCGCGCGGGGAUGUCGCAGGAGGCCGCGGUGCUCCUCAUACAUCGCGUGUCAAACCAGUUGGGCUACUCCUCGCAAGAGGCCGAAGCCUUCGUGUGUGCCUUGCACCAGUACCCCAGCUGCGAGUCCCUGGGCGAACUCACGGACGAGGAGGCGAAGCAGCUCUCUCUGCCUCAGCUCCUGGUGCGCACCUUGCGCUGCGAAGUGAAGCAACCGCGAUGCGCGCCUGCGCCAUUUCAGGCGACCCCAAACGCAGUCAAGGUGGAUAGAUCUGGCUGGCGCAUGCACGAGGUGCUGCCGGCCGCCGAUGCGGAUACCUUCAGUGACACCAGCAGCCGGCCGACGGAGGUCUUGACAAGAGGGCCAUCCCCUGUGCCGGAAGAGGAGCCGCAGGGCGCCGGCACGCCCCAGAGCCAGAUGACGGUGUCUCCUCACGAAGGCACACCACGGGAGGACGAGCGAGGUGAGAAGUUGGUGCGUGCCAAGGAGCCUUCUCAGAGACCAGGCCACCAACCGCGUCAGCACAUGCUGCAAAGGGCGCGUGCAGGAGCGAGCACGGAGACCUCCGUCGGUGAGCCUAAAGAGACAGAGGCCGCCAUUCGCCUCGCGAAGCGCCAGGUGCGGCUCUGCGCCACCGCGGCCUUGAUCCAAUGCCUCGCCCAGACCUCCGCCGCGGCCGAGGCGGCCCUCGCCGCCGCCGCGGUGGCGGUGCCCAAGGCAGCGAUGCACACGGCGGCGAAGCCGGGCGCAGUGCGCAACCAGUCGCCUGGCAAAGGCGAUCCGGGCGAGCGUUUGCCCAGCGCAACCAGCCCUGUGAGCCCAAUCAGCCCUGUCAACCCGUCUGCAGGAUCCAACGCAGGCCGCAGCCCGCGAGCAAAGCAGGUCUCAGCCAGGGUGCCUAUCACAAUGACGCCAGGCCGGCGGCGCGUGAACCCUCAGGUGAUGUCCGGGCCGUCCUCGCCCAGAUCUGUGAGCUGCGCAGUGCGCCCUGUGUCGCCCACGCGUCAGGGCAGCGGCGUACACUCCCCGCGCCGCAGCCGAGACACGGCGGCUUCGGCCUCUGCGCCAGCGUUCGCUGCUUCUUCCGCGCGAGCCCCGACUGCCAGAAGUCCGCCAAAGGGCAGAGUUGCGGGCGCCAAGGCGGAGGCAAAGCCAAGGCCAAAGGAGAAGCCAUCGGUAAAAGAGCGGAAGCCGGCCGCGCCGCCGCCCAUGGCCGGCGCGGCUCCGGCUCCCCCGACGCAAGCCGAGGCGUACCCAGGGCGACGGCAGACCGAUAGGCCUGAGAGCCCAAGCUCCGCCCUGUUCUCCGCGCGGCGGCUCGGUGCCAGCCGUGAGGAGACACGCGCGCAGCGUCCCCACCGCCCAGGGAGGCGCCUAUGCAACGCCAAGGCGAUUUCCUCAGGCCACGCCUCGUCUGAAGCCCCGCAGCCCGCCCGGCAUUCGGCGCCGGCGCGUGCAAAGCCCAAGCCUAGCAGUGGCUCGGAAGAGAUGGGUUGCAGAGGGACGUCGCCAGUCAGGAGACUGCACCUGGCGCCAAGCCGCCUUUCGAGGCAGCUGCCGUCAAGGCUGGAAGUGCCCAGCUGCCAUUGGGCUUUGCGCGCAAGGCCGUGCCAUUGGUACGGCCGCCAGGAGUCGUGAGCCCCAGAUAUGCCCCGGCGCCCAGGCCUGUGUCAGGUCGCCCCGCAGGCUCCAAGUCCUGGCAGCCGAUGAAAGCCGCAAAGCCGUAGGCUCCUGCCAGCGAUCGGUUCUUAUCUUCGAGGCAAGCACAUGCUGCUUUUCUCCUGAGCUAACGCGUCUUACAUGAAUUCACCUGCAAGCUUGGAUUGGAGUGGGCUAUCGAGAUAAAAGUUGCGUAGAGAUC